This is a messenger RNA of Staurois parvus, 593 nucleotides long. NCBI's taxonomy places the organism in Eukaryota, Metazoa, Chordata, Amphibia, Anura, Ranidae. The record is from the annotation of a GenBank genome assembly.
GUCUGCAGUCUCUGGUCAUCUCCUGUACUAUGUCCGCAGUCUCUGGUAAUUUCUGUACUAUGUCCGCAGUCUCUGGUCAUCUCCUGUACUGUGUCCGCAGUCUCUGGUCAUCUCCUGUACUGUGUCCGCAGUCUCUGGUAAUUUCUGUACUGUGUCCGCAGUCUCUGGUCAUCUCCUGUACUGUGUCCGCAGUCUCUGGUCAUCUCCUGUACUAUGUCCGCAGUCUCUGGUCAUCUCCUGUACUAUGUCCGCAAUCUCUGGUCAUCCCCUGUACUAUGCCCACAGUCUCUGGUCAUCUCCUGUACUGUGUCCGCAGUCUCUGGUCAUCUCCUGUACUGUGUCCGCAGUCUCUGGUCAUCUCCUGUACUGUGUCCGCAGUCUCUGGUCAUCUCCUGUACUGUGUCCGCAGUCUCUGGUCAUCUCCUGUACUGUGUCCGCAGUCUCUGGUCAUCUCCUGUACUGUGUCCGCAGUCUCUGGUCAUCUCCUGUACUGUGUCCGCAGUCUCUGGUCAUCUCCUGUACUGUGUCCGCAGUCUCUGGUCAUCUCCUGUACUGUGUCCGCAGUCUCUGGUCAUCUCCUGUACUAUGUUCGC